This is a messenger RNA of Saccharomyces mikatae IFO 1815, 1656 nucleotides long. RefSeq names its product bifunctional hydroxymethylpyrimidine kinase/phosphomethylpyrimidine kinase (gene THI21). The record is from RefSeq and is a predicted model, not a curated record. Gene Ontology annotation, biological process: thiamine biosynthetic process. Gene Ontology annotation, molecular function: hydroxymethylpyrimidine kinase activity; thiaminase activity; phosphomethylpyrimidine kinase activity. The transcript has a single exon. Gene Ontology annotation, cellular component: cytosol. Lineage: Eukaryota; Fungi; Ascomycota; Saccharomycetes; Saccharomycetales; Saccharomycetaceae. Bases 1 to 1656 code for a protein of 551 amino acids.
AUGACCUAUUCUACAGUGAGCAUUAACACGCCUCCCCCAUACCUUACUCUAGCUAGCAAUGAAAAAUUACCAACCAUUUUGUCCAUUGCCGGGGCAGAUUCAAGUGGUGGUGCCGGUAUUGAGGCUGAUAUCAAGACUAUCACGGCCCACAGAUGUUACGCCAUGACAUGCAUCACCACUUUGACUGCGCAAACUCCAGUGAAGGUGUACGGUAUCAAAAACACCCCAAAGGAUGUUGUUUCCCAAAUACUGGAAGCAAAUUUAAAGGACAUGAAAUGCGAUGUUAUUAAAACUGGUAUGCUUACGACGGCUGCUAUCGAGGUUUUGCACGAAAAGCUUGUUCAGCUUGGUGAAAAAAGACCUAAACUAGUGGUUGAUCCCGUUCUAUGUGCCACUUCUUGUUCUAAUUCAGCUGGAAAGGACGUAGCCGGUUUAAUUGUAGAGAAAAUCUCACCCUUUGCUGACGUUUUGACUCCAAAAAUCUCAGACUGUUUCAAAUUGUUAGGGGAAGACAGAAUAGUUAAUAAAUUAGAAGACGUUUUUGAGAUCGCCAAAGACAUUUCUAAAGUCACAAAAUGUUCCAACAUUUUAGUGAAAGGAGGCCACAUUCCAUGGGAUGAUGGAAAUGAAAAAUAUAUAACCGACGUUCUUUACUUGGGCGCCGAACAAAAGUUCAUCACUUAUAAGGGUAAAUUUGUUGAGACCACCCACACUCAUGGUAUUGGGUGCACCCUGGCUUCUGCCAUAGCAUCCAACUUGGCUCGCGGUUAUUCCCUUCCACAGUCUGUUUAUGGUGCUAUUGAGUAUGUCCAAAAUGCCAUUGCCAUUGGCUGUGAUGUCACUAAGGAGACUGUCAAGGACAAUGGGCCAAUUAAUCAUGUUUACGCUGUAGAAAUCCCACUAGAAAAAAUGCUCAGCGAUGAAUGUUUCACUGCAUCAGACGUUGUGGCUAAGAAACCAGUCAAAGGGUCUCUUGAUAAAAUUCCUGGAAAGAGCUUCUUUAAGUACCUGGUAAAUCACCCCAAAGUCAAACCUCACUGGGACUCCUAUGUGAAUCAUGAAUUUGUUAAAAAAGUGGCCGAGGGUACAUUAGAUCGCAAGAAGUUCAAAUUCUUUAUUGAACAAGACUAUCUAUACUUACUCAAUUAUGCUAGAAUUUCCUGUAUCGCAGGUAGUAAGUCUCCAAGCCUAGAAGAUCUUGAAAAGGAGCUAGUUAUCGUUGAUUGCGUCCGUAAUGGGCUAAAUCAACACGAAAGAAGGUUAAGAGAAGGAUUCGGAGUCAAAGACCCGGACCACUUACAGAAAAUUCAGAGAGGUCCUGCUUUAAGAGCCUACUGUCGUUACUUUAAUGAUGUCGCCAGAAGAGGGAACUGGCAAGAACUAGUUAUAGCCCUUAAUCCUUGCUUAAUGGGUUAUGUUCAUGCCUUAACGAAAAUUAAGGAUGAGGUGACUGUAGCCGAGGGUACUCUUUAUCGUGAAUGGUGUGAUACAUACUCGUCUACAUGGUGUCACGAAGCCAUGCUUGAAGGUGAGAGGCUUUUGAAUCACAUAUUGGAAACAUACCCUCCAGAACAACUUGAUACUUUGGUGACGAUAUAUGCGGAGGUUUGUGAAUUGGAAGCAAAUUUCUGGACCGCCGCUCUUGAAUAUGAAUGA